AUGCCUACCGUCGCUGUCGAUAAGGCCGACCUGUUCGCCCUGUUGGGCAAGGAAUACACCACCGAGGAGUUCGACGAGCUCUGUUUCCAGUUCGGAAUCGAGCUUGACGAGGACACCACCGAAGACGUCAAGGGGACCGACGAAAGACCUCAACUGAAAAUCGAGAUUGGGGCCAAUAGAUACGACAUGCUCUGUAUUGAGGGGAUUGCUCAGGCCUUGAACGAGUAUCUUGGCCGGGUUCCUGCUCCAAACUACAGACUCACUCCGGCCACCACCUCGUUGACCGUGAAGAAGUCCACCGAACAAAUCAGACCGUACGCCUGUGCCGCGAUUUUGCGUGAUGUCCAUUUCACCCAGAGAUCGUACGAGUCUUUCAUUGCGUUGCAGGACAAGCUGCACACCAACUUGUGCAGACACAGAACUCUAGUUGCCAUGGGAACCCACGAUUUGGAUACCAUUAAACCUCCGUUCACGUACGAGGCUCUUAAGCCUUCCGAGUUCAAGUUUGUUCCGUUGAACCAGACCGUCGAGCUGGACGGUAACGGAAUCAUGGAGUUCUACGACAAGGACAGAAAUCUCGGCAAGUACUUGCACAUUAUCAGAGACUCGCCGGUUUACCCAGUGAUAUUGGACUCGGAGAGAACCGUGUGCUCGUUGCCUCCUAUUAUCAACUCCAACCACUCCAAAGUGACUCUCAACACCAAGAAUCUGUUCUUUGAAAUCACCGCCACAGACAAGACAAAGGCCGAGAUUGUCAUCAACCAGCUGGUGGCCAUGUUCUCCAGAUACUGCGGAGACAAGUUCACCAUCGAGCCGGUUGAGAUCAUCUCUGCUCACAACGGUGAGUCGCGACUAUGUCCUAAUUUGACAGAGAGAACUCUGGAUUGCGAGGUUCCGUACAUCAACUCGUGUCUUGGACUCCAGCUCUCCCCAGAGGAGGUUUGCAAGCUGUUGGCCAAGAUGUCUGUCCAGGCCACUCCUUCCAAGACCGAUAAAGACAUCAUUGUGGUCAAGAUUCCAAUCACCAGACCGGACAUCUUGCACCAAUGUGAUGUGAUGGAGGACUGUGCUAUUGCUUACGGAUACGACAACCUCAAGAGAUCCACUCCCAAGACUGCUGCUACGGUGGCCCAGCCAUUGCCGAUCAACAAGAUUGCAGACAUCCUGAGAAUCGCUUCUGCGCAGAGCGGGUGGCUCGAGGUGAUGCCGUUGACAUUGUGUUCGCAUGAUGAAAACUUCAAAUUCCUAAACAAUCUAGAUGACUCCAAGGCUGUGAAGUUGGCCAAUCCUAAGACCAUUGAGUACCAGGUGGUUAGAACGACUCUUGUGCCCGGUAUUUUGAAGACUAUCAAGGAGAACAAGGACCAUUCUCUUCCCAUCAGGGUCUUUGAGUGUGGAGACAUCGUGUUGAAGGAUGACUCUGAAAGAGGAGCUUCCAACCAGAGAAACUGGUGUGGAGCCUAUGCAGGUAAAGGUUCUGGAUUCGAGUUGAUCCAGGGACUGUUGGGAAAGAUCAUGCAGACUUUCAGAACCCCAUGGUUGUCUGCUGCCGACUCCAAGACCGGCCAAAAAGGUUAUUGGAUCGAGCAGGACGACAGUGUCAAGAUGUUUUUCGCCGGUAGAGGUGCCAAGAUCAUGUACAGAGCCAAGUCCGACGCUGCUGCACAGAACAUUGGUGUGAUUGGUGUGCUUCACCCGGAGGUUUUGGCCAGAUUCGACCUGCCGUUUGCUGUGAGCUGUUCUGGCUCUGUUGGAGACGUCUGUUUCUUUUCUGCCUCCACUGCGUUCAGGUUGAAUCCUUUAUCCAUUGUUGAGGAGACUCUUUUACCGGACUUGUCCAGUUUGAACGGGCGGAACUCUGGCGACGAUGGCGUGGACGACUUGACCACCGUCAUGUUGAACGGCGAGGACGUUUUGCGUUCGCGUUCGCGUUGUUGUUCCGCUCCGUCGAAAGUUUGGCCCUGUGGCGGUGUUUUCAAGUUGAAUGUCUUUAGUUCCUCGUUUUGCGGCUCUGUUUCAGCUUGCAACGCGAUCUGUUCCACCUCUUUAGCCAGCUCGUCUACGUCAAAUAGUUCCUGUUUCUUCUCUUCCUCCUUGACGCCCUCCUCGUACAUCUCCCACCACUCCUUAUUCUUCUUGCCAAACAGCUUGCUGUACCACGAUUUGGACGGUUUUUUCGUGUCCAGCUUCUUGGACGCCUCCUCAAAGUCGUGCACAAGCUUGCGCUGUCUAUUGGUCUCUUGCUCGUCGGGCUGGUCGAUCUCCACAAACUCCUCGUUCAACACCUCCCAGCCCAUCUCCUUCAUCAGCUUGGGCAUCACUUUUCUCGAUUCUAUUAAGUCCUCCGCUGGUCGCACGGAACAAGUACCCGAGGAUCCAGUCCUUUUUCGAGUAACCGUUCACGAAACGGCCGCUCACAACAGAACACGCCAUGGUGAUCUGGUCUUCCUUGACCACGAACGGCGACCCGAACAGGUAAACGUUUUCGAUCAGGCCGUAGUCGCCUGUUUUCGCCAGGUCCAGCAGACAGCUGUAGAUCACACGAGCGCCCAGACUGAACCCGACCAGCGCCCUGUCCAGAGAAACGUUCCAGGGAUUGUCCAGCAGGUACCCCAGCUUCGACAGCAUCAUGGGCAGCUGCACGGCGGCCAUCAGGGCAAUCAGUACCGUGCUACCAAGAAUCUGCUGGAUCGACUGCGUCAAGAUCUCCGACGCAAGAAUGCCUAUUGUCUGUCCCAUACUGGUGAGCAUCUCCGGCUCCCACAGCAGCGAGUACAGGUCGCCCAUGACCGGGUCGACUGUGCUGAACGGCAGACGAACGUCGUCCAUUUUGCCCGACAUCCAGCCACUCACUGUGAGAAUCAGGUUCACACGAGCGUUGUUGUGCAACGGCUUGAACUCAAACGUGCUGACCGCGCCAACACGACGGCCCAUGCCGUUCUUUCCGAUCCGCAUGCCUGUGAGAACUCCCGUGGAGGUGAUGAUGGCGGUUCCUGCCGUUCCUGCAAGAAACCCAGACGUGCCGCCAAUGCCCACGGUGGUGAGUCCGGCGGCCAGGCCGGCUCCAAUGACGGGAGCCAGCAUGCCUGCGCUGAGCCCGAUCACGAGCCCGCCCGCCACGGUCGCAAACCCGAUCUUGACGAGCUUCUGGCGGCGGAACUUGCGCUUGUGCUCGGUCAGGAUGUCCUUCUCGUCCCAGAUCUGCGAGUUGUUGAGUCUGGCGAGCGACUCGUCCAUCUCGAGCGCGUCGGUGAUGCGUCGCUCGAACUGGAAGAUGUCCAGCUGGCUCAGGCCGAUCGACUGCGAAAACCGCAGCAGCAGCACGCGCGACCGCGAGUCGUAUGUGGACGACUCCAGCAGGAUCAGAAACAGGUCGCAGAUCAGCGUCCAGCGGAUAUCGAUCUCCAGCGUCGGCUUGGACGAGUCCAGGUCGAUGGCCUGCACCUGCUCGGUCUCCAGCUUGUUGGCAACGGUCAGGUUCGUGUUGAGCCAGCCAACCAGGUCGCUGGCCUCGAUGCCGUGGCAACUGAGCUUCUCGAUCAUGUCGCGUUCUUCGCCCUCGCGGAUGCCCAGAUGGUCGUACAACUGGCCCAUAACGCCCAUGCUCCACCGCGUGAACGACUUCUGCGCGGCCGCGUUCUUCUUCAAGAUCGUGGUGGAGCCGGAUCCGCGCAGCUGCGACAGCUCGAAAUGCAUCUUGAAGAUGAUCAGCUUGACCAGCGCCGCAUACGCCACCUUUUGCGGGUCGUCCAGCAACGCCUUGGUCGAGUACAGCUGCUCGUCGAUGUCGGACGCGCCAGACUCGAUCGUGGCGUCGAACCCGUCCUCCAACUCCCCGUCGCUCUCGUCCUUGUCCAAACGAGACUCGCUGUUGCGCAGCUUGCGCAGGUUCGAGUUUUCGUUCUGGAACAGAUAGUCAAACUUCUCGUUCAUCUCCAUAUGUCCGAUUGGUGCACCUGGGUGUCCAUCUCCUUCCACUCCUCGUCGUCGGACGACGAGCGCAGCGACGAGUCUGUUUCUGGCGGCAGAGUGAGGUCUGCCUCGUCGCUGUUGUGCUGCGGAGGUUCUGCGACGGCCGCGGGAGCCGCGAUGAUCGCGUGGUCCACCACGUUGACCACGUCGCCGCUGAACUGGAACUCCUCAAAGUCCAUUGCCGCGGAGCCGUGCUCGUGCUCGUCUCCCGGUUGCCCACUCAUCAAUAUGCCAACUAAUUAUAUCUACAUUAUUUUAGAGCUGCACAGCCAGAAAAAAAGAGCCAUACGGACAACUACACGCAACACUGUAGAAUUGCAGCUGGUACUCGUUCUUCUUCACAGAAACGAAUCUGAUCCAGUCUCUGAUCUGGUUCUUCUUGAGGUAUCUCUUGGAAAGGUACUUGAGGUACUUUCCGGAGAACUUGGUGGUGGACACAACAACAACCUUGGAGGCACCCUCUUGCGAAACAGUGAUGUCGGAACCGAGGUUACCAAGGUGUCCGUCAACCUUGAUGUGCUCGACAAGGUACUUGACGUAGGAGGCUGGGUCGAAAACACCGUUCUCGGUUGGGCCGGAGCAGUCAACGGUGAACUUCUUGGCGACUUUUUGGGACUUCUUGGUCUGAACAGUUAG
Messenger RNA from Ogataea philodendri, 4608 nucleotides. RefSeq lists its product as uncharacterized. Gene Ontology annotation, molecular function: RNA binding; phenylalanine-tRNA ligase activity; ATP binding. The transcript is spliced from 6 exons. The record is from RefSeq and is a predicted model, not a curated record. Gene Ontology annotation, biological process: phenylalanyl-tRNA aminoacylation. Lineage: Eukaryota; Fungi; Ascomycota; Pichiomycetes; Pichiales; Pichiaceae. Gene Ontology annotation, cellular component: phenylalanine-tRNA ligase complex; cytoplasm. The coding region runs from base 1 to 4608 and encodes 1535 amino acids.